Molecule: messenger RNA, 366 nt
Organism: Lottia gigantea (owl limpet)
Lineage: Eukaryota; Metazoa; Mollusca; Gastropoda; Lottiidae
Exons: 1
Biological process (GO): positive regulation of DNA-templated transcription
Cellular component (GO): chromatin; nucleoplasm
Molecular function (GO): ubiquitin-protein transferase activity; zinc ion binding
Source: RefSeq, a predicted model, not a curated record
AUGGCGGCUGCUUUACCAAAUAAUCCCGAUCUGGAAUGUUGUAUUUGUUACGAAAGUUUCAUAACCCCCAAAAUCUUAUCGUGUGGACAUUCGUUUUGUCUCAAGUGUUUGGUGAGCUGUAUUGAAGGUAGAAGGGGGACAUUUCCAUGUCCACUUUGUAAACAGGAUGUUACAAUUCCACAAGGUGGUGUCGACAAGUUAGCUACAAAUUUUGCUUUACAAACAUUGACGAAUUCUCUUACAACCCAACCCUCAGCUAGUCUUAAACCAAAACAUCAUUGUCCAAAUCACAGUAAAAAGGAGGUAGAAUAUUAUUGUCAAACUUGUAAUUUAGGAUUGUGUUCUAAAUGUAUUUUAAAAGAUCAU